AUGGCGUCUGAAAAUCCGGGGCCCAAGAGCAAGUUCGAGGUUGCGCUUUUCCUGGCUGCUAGUAAGGGGUACGAGUCGAUUGUGCAACUUUUGCUCGGCACCCCUGGUGUGGCACUGGAUUGUAAGGAUGAAGAUGGUCGAAGUGCGCUUUCCUGGGCUGCUGAGGAGGGUCAUGAGAAAGUAGUUCAGCUCUUGAUGGCCAGCGGGAAUGUUGAUGUUAACGCGAGGGAUACCAAGCUCGGUCAGACUCCUCUCUGCUGGGCUGUUAAAAACGGACAUGAAGGAGUGGUGAGCCAGCUUCUGGCGCGCAGUGAAAUCGAUCCCAACAUCCCAGAUUUGAACGGUCAUACACCAUUGUACUGGGCUGCUGAGAAGGGAAAGCCGACGAUAAUGGCGCUGUUGCUGAAGAGAAAUGCCGACCCUGGAAUCAAAGAUGCUACUGGCCGGACGCCAUUGCUCUGGGCUGCGGAUAAAGGCCAUGUUGAAGUUGUCAUGUUGCUCAUUGGCUCUGGUAAAGUCAACGUCGAUGACGCAGAUGCUGCUGGCCGUACGCCCUUGUGGUGGGCUGCUCGAAAUGGGCACUUACCAGUCGUGCAAUUGCUGGUGCGACAGGGUGCCAACUUGGAAGCGCAUCCUCCUAUCGACAGUGAGACACAAGGACCACAUGGCACACCACUGUAUCAGGCUGUGCGCCAAGGACACAUCGAGAUGGUCAGAUAUUUGGUGAGAAAAGGGGCGGAUAAGAACUCACAUUUCGGGGAGCUUGGCCUGCCAUUGGUGUUGACACUGGUCAUGUACGAUAGAAGCAAACGCAGUAUGAUGAAGAUGCUGCAGCUUUUGCUGAAGAAAGGUGCAGAUGUCAACGUGAAGGAUAACUCCGGUCAAACAAGCUUACAUAUAGCGACUAAGAAUGGUGAUGCUGAAUUGGCUACUCUCCUCCUGCAUAUGGGCGCAGAAGUCAACGAGUUGGACAAAGAGGGCAAGACACCCCUGCAUUAUGCAGUGCGAUAUGAACAUGAUAGUAUUGCAGAAUUGCUACUGUCCAGUGGCGCUGAACCUGACGCACAAGACGACCUCGGCGAUACACCCCUCCAUAUUGCAGCCUCCGGCGUUUCCAGAAGCAUGGUAGCCUUACUACUGGAAAGCACAAUGGAUAUCAAUGUGACAAAUUAUUCUGGAGAGACCCCCCUGCACAAGGCUGCCGAGCGCGGCCAUCGCAAAAUGGUGGACUUCCUGGCCCAAAGCGGGGCAGAUGUUGACCUGCAGGACGACUAUGGGCGAACUGCUCUGCAUAGGGCAGUAUCCUCCAAAGGCCAUGCAAUGAGACUACUCGUGAAUAGGAACGCAGACGUCUUUGCUAGGGACAUGUUCGGACAGACUGCGCUUCAUAUGGCGGCCAAAGCCGGGCUCAGGAACGACGUGUAUUUCCUUCUUGGCCACGGAGCCUCAGCAGACGAUAAAGACGACAGUGGACAGACAGCACGAGACUUAGCCGCUAAAGCAGGACAAACCGAUGUGGUAAAACUUUUAAACUCUAUGACCGUGUCAGACUCCGAUUGA
Molecule: messenger RNA, 1560 nt
Organism: Aspergillus bombycis
Lineage: Eukaryota; Fungi; Ascomycota; Eurotiomycetes; Eurotiales; Aspergillaceae
Product: ankyrin repeat domain-containing protein
Exons: 1
Coding region: 1-1560 (519 amino acids)
Biological process (GO): protein localization to ciliary inversin compartment
Cellular component (GO): ciliary inversin compartment
Molecular function (GO): protein binding
Source: RefSeq, a predicted model, not a curated record